Messenger RNA from Penicillium canescens, 201 nucleotides. RefSeq lists its product as uncharacterized. Lineage: Eukaryota; Fungi; Ascomycota; Eurotiomycetes; Eurotiales; Aspergillaceae. The transcript is spliced from 2 exons. Bases 1 to 201 code for a protein of 66 amino acids. The record is from RefSeq and is a predicted model, not a curated record.
AUGGUGGCAGCUGCGAUUUACUCCAAAGUUUACGAUAUGGAAGUUGCUCUGACUAGCCCCGAGAUUUCUCUUCGCGUCGAGGAUGCCAUCAGACACAUCCUUCAGCCGGCCACAAUCAGUGUGAAGAUGAUUGAUGAGGACCCCGAGGAAGAGACUUCAAGGUCAGCUCAAUGUGAAGUUGGGACCGGAACAGGCCGCUGA